CCGCCGUGCCUGCUGGUCCCCGCCCGGCGAGCCGCCAUGCUGGUGCCUGUCUUCACCCUCAAGCUCAACCACAAAGUCCUGCCCCGCAUGGUGGCGCUGGGCAGGUACGACGGCACCCAUCCCUGCCUGACGGCGGCCACGCAGGCCGGCAAGGUUUUUAUUCAUAAUCCUCAUGCACGUGGUCAGCGCAUCAGUACCAACCGUUUGGUGCUUAGUGCCCAGGACACUGACAUUUCUCUUCUGAACAUUAAUGAGGCAGUCAGUUGCUUGACAGCAGGGGUCCUGAACCCCACCCUUGGCUGUGAUUCCCUUCUGGUUGGCACGCAGACCAGUUUGUUGGCAUACGAUGUACACAACAAUGCUGACUUGUUUUACGAAAAGGUUCCAGAUGGAGCCAAUGCGGUAGCACUUGGAACAUUAGGAGACAUUUCCUCACCUCUUGCUAUUAUUGGUGGCAAUUGUUCCCUGCAGGGCUUCAAUCAUGAAGGGAAAGACCUUUUCUGGACGGUCACCGGUGACAAUGUUCACGCACUGGCAUUAUGCGACUUUGAUGGUGAUGGGAAAAAUGAGCUUCUUGUUGGAUCUGAUGAUUUCGACAUUAGGGUUUUUAAAGAAGAUGAAAUUGCAGCAGAAAUUUCGGAGACUGAGACUGUCACCGCACUAACCCCGAUGUGCAGCUGCCGAUUCGGCUAUGCCCUUUCCAACGGGACAGUAGGGGUUUAUGACAAGAUGACUCGCUACUGGAGGAUUAAAUCCAAAAACCAGGCCGUGAGCAUACAUGCAUUUGAUCUCAACUGUGAUGGUGUGAAUGAACUGAUUACUGGUUGGUCCAAUGGAAAGGUUGAUGCACGCAAUGACCGGACUGGAGAGGUCAUCUUCAAGGAUAAUUUUGCUUCCUCCAUUGCGGGGAUAGUGGAGGGAGAUUACCGAAUGGAUGGUAACACCCAGUUAAUCUGCUGCUCAGUUGAUGGGGAAGUGCGAGGUUAUCUGCCAGCAAGCCAAGAGAUGAAAGGAAGCUUUGCGGACACCACUGCAGAGCAGGACUUGGUUAGAGAGCUUAGUCAGAAGAAACAAAAUCUGCUGCUGGAGUUACGGAACUAUGAAGAAAACGCAAAGCAAGUGGAGCUGAACACUCAAGUGACUGAGAUGGAUGGGCAGAGAGGUGUGAUUCCAGCUAACACACAGCUCCAGACGACUCUCGCAGUGAAUCUGGGCUCGGGCAGUCAGCCUGCUCAUGUCGAGCUGUGCAUUGCCACAUCGAAUGACACAAUCAUCCGGGCAGCGCUGAUCUUUGCAGAAGGAAUAUUUGAAGGUGAGAGCCACGUGGUUCAUCCUGGUCUUCAGAACGUCUCAAGUCACAUCAAAGUUCCUCUCACCCCUCCCAAAGAUGUCCCAGUGGAUUUACACAUCAAGGCUUUUGUGGGCUACAAGAACAGCAUGCAGUUCCAUGUGUUUGAGCUAACAAGGCAACUCCCUCGGUUCGCCAUGUAUACGCUCAGUAAUCCAGACUCUGCUCCAGAGCCUAAGAGCUUUGUAAAAUUCACCGUCAGUGAGAGAGUACAAAGGGUUGUCAUGUGGGUGAACCAGAGUUUCUUGUUAACGGAAGAAAUGGAGACCCAAAGCACGUCAUUUCAAGUCUGCUUCACCUCCCUGCGUGACGCGAGGCAGCUGCACAUCAGAAUCAAGGCCAGCGGGGAGAUCUCCAUUAGCACCGAUGACAUUGACCUGGCUGGCGACAUAAUCCAGUCGCUGUCUUCGUUUUUAGCAAUAGAGGACUUGCAGGUCGAGGCAGAUUUCCCAGCGUAUUUUGAGGAGCUGCGCAAGGCCCUGACCAAGGUGGAUGAAUCUUACUCCGUAUGUCAGAAGCUCACAACCAAUAUGGCUGACAGCUCUAACCUCAUCCGCAGCAUGCUCGUUCGCGCAGAAGAUUCUCGCCUCAUGGGUGACAUGAAAAAUAUGAAGAAGCGAUACAUGGAGCUCUACAAUCUCAACAAAGAUCUGCUGUCCGAGUAUAAAAUCCGUUGCACCAACCACACAGAGUUCUUAAAUAACCUCAAGGCAAUAAACCAGGCUAUCCAAAGAGCAGGACGCCUGCGGGUUGGUAAACCCAAGAUGCAAGUGAUUGCUGCUUGUCGGGAUGCUAUCAAGAACGACAACAUCAAUAUGCUGUUCAGAAUCAUGCGCGUAGGAACAGCCUCGUCUUGAUCAGAAACUAGA
Molecule: messenger RNA, 2217 nt
Organism: Euleptes europaea (tarantolino)
Lineage: Eukaryota; Metazoa; Chordata; Lepidosauria; Squamata; Sphaerodactylidae
Gene: BBS2
Product: Bardet-Biedl syndrome 2
Exons: 17
Coding region: 37-2205 (722 amino acids)
Biological process (GO): non-motile cilium assembly
Cellular component (GO): motile cilium; BBSome; neuron projection
Molecular function (GO): protein binding
Source: RefSeq, a predicted model, not a curated record